This is a messenger RNA of Cryphonectria parasitica EP155, 3532 nucleotides long. RefSeq lists its product as uncharacterized. The transcript has 8 exons. The coding region runs from base 99 to 3275 and encodes 1058 amino acids. Gene Ontology annotation, cellular component: fungal-type vacuole membrane. Gene Ontology annotation, biological process: ATP metabolic process; intein-mediated protein splicing; proton transmembrane transport. The record is from RefSeq and is a predicted model, not a curated record. Gene Ontology annotation, molecular function: DNA binding; ATP binding; endonuclease activity. NCBI's taxonomy places the organism in Eukaryota, Fungi, Ascomycota, Sordariomycetes, Diaporthales, Cryphonectriaceae.
CAACACCCCGCAGGCCGGCUCGAAACCCUACUAUUACCUUCCACGAGACAUCUUCACCUGCCAGAGAACCUCCACGACUUUCCAACACGCCGCGCAAGAUGGCUCCGCAGAAGGAGAAUUCCGGCGAGCACUAUGGCAAGAUCUAUUCCGUCUCCGGGCCCGUCGUGGUUGCCGAGGACAUGAUUGGCGUGGCUAUGUACGAACUGGUUAAAGUGGGCAACGACCAGCUAGUCGGAGAAGUCAUUCGGAUUAGCGGCGACCAGGCCACCAUUCAGGUGUACGAGGAGACAGCCGGUGUCAUGGUUGGUGAUCCUGUCCUGCGGACGGGUAAGCCACUCUCCGUCGAGCUCGGCCCUGGUCUGCUCAACGGAAUUUACGACGGUAUCCAGAGACCCCUCGCCAAGAUCUCCGACAUUGCCAAGAGCAUCUACAUCCCUCGUGGCAUUGCUGCCAACGCCCUCGACCGUGAGAAGAAGUGGGACUUCACUCCAUCUAUGAAGGUUGGCGACCACGUCUCGGGCGGUGACGUCUGGGGCAGCGUCUACGAGAACUCCUUCAUCACGAACCACAAGAUCCUGUUCCCGCCCCGUGCCCGGGGUACCAUCACCAAGAUCGCCGACAAGGGCAGCUACACGGUCGACGAGAAGAUCCUUGAGGUCGAGUUCGAUGGCAAGAAGACCGAGUACGGCAUGAUGCAGACAUGGCCGGUGCGCGUGCCCCGUCCAUCUACCGAGAAGAAAUCGGCCGAUGGCCCUUUUUUAGUUGGCCAACGGGUCCUGGAUGCUCUCUUCCCUUCCGUGCAGGGUGGGACUGUCGCCAUCCCUGGCGCCUUUGGCUGCGGCAAGACUGUCAUCUCGCAGUCCGUCUCCAAGUUCUCCAAUUCUGAUGUGAUCGUCUAUGUGGGCUGCUUCGCUGCCGGGACGCCUGUCAUGAUGGCCAACGGAACGACUCAGGCCAUUGAGACCAUCGCCGUCGGCGACCGAGUACUGGGCAAAGAUGGUGCUCCCCGCGAUGUCGUCGGACUCCCUCGUGGCGUUGAGACGAUGUACUCUGUCUCGACCAAGACGCUGCAUCAGAAGGAGAUUGUUAGAGAAGUCUCUUUCACUUGCAAUGCUUCUCACCUGCUUGUGGUGGCUACCCCUCAGCAUAUUCGCACCACCACGCACACUCUGCGUGGAAAGAAGCUCACAUCUGUGACCUACUUUGACUGGCACACCAUUCAGGACAUGUCUGGACCGCGUGGUCGAUCUAUCCGUCUUGUCAAGCUCUUCACCAGGUCCUGGGACCAUCUAACUCAUGGUGGUGAAGCUUCUGCGCAGGCCCUUGCCAAGGCCUUCUCGGACAGCGUCCAAACUGAGGACUUCACGUGGACGAUCCAGGCCCGUGAUGUUGCCUUGCUUGGGCCACAUGUCCGCAAAGCUACGCAGCAAUUCCUCCAUCCUGUGCAUGUCGAAGUCGAGCGUCUGUCCGCGAUGCUUGAAAAGAAUGGGCACAACGGGAGUCUGGCUGGUCAAAUGGCCUAUCUUUUGGGCUUCUGGGUUGGUGAUGGAUACUACGGCGGAACUAAAUUCUCCAUUGACCCCCGCGACACUGCUAUUAAGGACCAGAUCGAGCUGUAUGGUGCUUCAUUUGACCUCGAGGUCGACCACCGUGAGUACAAGAAUGGCAUCGGCGACAUGACUGUCAGCUUGCGCCCUACAACUACCUUUGUCGGUACUCCAAAGCGCAAAGCACUCAAUGUCGGCAACGUAUUCUGGCGUAUCAUCCAGGAGACAGGUGUACGUGGUCCUGAUGGUCAACACGCAAAGGCCAUCCCCGACUACCUGGCAUAUGAGUCCAUUGAAGUUCGUGAGCAUUUCCUCGCAGGACUCAUCGACUCUGACGGCCAUGUCAAACGCGACGAACCGAGCGCUACGAUCAAGACCAUCCAUGUUGCUAUUUGCGAUGGUAUCGUCAAGAUUGCGCGCUCCCUGGGCGUGCGCGUGUCUGUAACUGUCGAACAGGCCAAGGUUGUCAAAGGAGUCAACCACAAGAAAGCCUACGCCGUCUACAUGAGUGGCAGCGAUGGCAAUGGAGUUUUGGAGUCCAUUCUUAGCAAAUGCGCGUUGGAGCGUAAGAAGUUCCCUAUUCCUAUCCACGUUGAGCGUAAGCCUCAACCUGUUUAUUUUGAUAUCGACAAAAAGCCCGCUGCUGAGUACUACGGCAUCACUCUCGCCGACGACACCGAUCACCAAUUCCUGCUUGGCAACACCAUGCUCGUUCACAACUGCGGGGAACGAGGAAACGAGAUGGCAGAGGUUUUGAAGGACUUCCCAGAGCUCACGAUCGAGGUGGAGGGCCGGAGGGAGCCCAUCAUGAAGCGGACGACCCUGAUCGCCAACACCUCCAACAUGCCGGUCGCAGCCCGUGAGGCUUCCAUCUACACUGGUAUCACGGUCGCCGAGUACUUCCGUGACCAGGGCAUGGACGUCGCCAUGAUGGCUGACUCCUCGUCACGUUGGGCUGAGGCUCUGCGUGAGAUCUCAGGUCGUCUGGGAGAGAUGCCUGCUGAUCAGGGUUUCCCCGCCUAUCUGAGUGCCAAGCUGGCCUCCUUCUACGAACGUGCCGGCAAGGUCCAGUCUCUUGGCUCCCCUGAGCGUGAGGGUUCCGUCUCCAUUGUCGGUGCUGUGUCGCCCCCUGGUGGUGACUUCUCCGAUCCCGUCACCUCGUCCACCCUCGGUAUCGUGCAGGUCUUCUGGGGUCUCGACAAGAAGCUCGCCCAGCGGAAACAUUUCCCCUCCAUCAACACCUCCCUCUCAUACUCCAAGUACACGACCGUCUUGGACCGAUGGUAUGAGAAGGAGUACCCCGACUUCCCGCGCCUGCGUGACCGCAUCAAGCAGCUGCUGUCCGAUUCCGAAGAGCUCGACCAGGUCGUCCAGCUGGUCGGCAAGAGUGCCCUGAGUGAUCCCGACAAGAUCACCCUGGAUAUGUCAACCCUGCUGAAGGAGGACUUCCUGCAGCAGAACGGCUACUCCGACUACGACCAGUUCUGCCCCAUCUGGAAGACAGAGUGGAUGAUGAAGCUCAUGGUGGGCUUCCACGACGAGGCUCAGAAGGCCAUCGCGCAGGGCCAGAGCUGGGCCAAGGUGCGCGAGGCGACGCAGGACCUGCAGGCGCAGUUGAGGAGCUUGAAGUUCGAGCAGCCUAGCGACGGCCAGGAGGCCGUCAGCAAGAAGUACGAGGAGAUACAACAGACCAUGCUUGACAAGUUUGCCUCUGUCAUGGACGAUUAAGCUGGCCUGCAGGACCAUCAUGUCAACGACCUCGGGAGCGAGUGCUGGAUGUUUUGUAUGAAAAUAAGUACAAGGAGAGAAGCCCAAGCAAGCCGAAGCAGCUGCAGCGGAAGGCAGAUAGAGACGGGCGGGCAGAUAUCGAGCGAGGUCCAUGGGCGCGUUGUUUCUUUUCUGUAUUGUAUGCAUGACCCACCUCGAGCACAGAUAUAGAUACAUGACCUCUGGUGCAUAUUGUUUGAAUUGAGUUUCUUCUUUCC